Messenger RNA from Talaromyces stipitatus ATCC 10500, 1764 nucleotides. RefSeq lists its product as uncharacterized. The transcript has 2 exons. NCBI's taxonomy places the organism in Eukaryota, Fungi, Ascomycota, Eurotiomycetes, Eurotiales, Trichocomaceae. The record is from RefSeq and is a predicted model, not a curated record. Bases 22 to 1488 code for a protein of 488 amino acids.
GACGACGACAAAUAUUUCACAAUGGGGAAACCAUCCUCCACUCAACCGGUCGCAGGUUCAUCCUCACAGUCGGUUCAUUCUCUGCAGCUUCUGGACCAUGACGAAACUGACCUGCUCGUUGAUGCUGACAACUACGAGAACCCGCCAUCUUAUGAUGCAGCAAUUUCCAACGGCGAUGGAAAUGGACUGAAUCAUUCUACAUCGACAACACAAAAUACCAUUGGUCAAUCUCUCCCCAGUGCAAGAUUAAUAGACACCGACUAUAGACUACUCGGGGGACGGAGAGCUCAAAGCGUGAGGUCGAGCAUACGAAAUGCCCACAUUGUAACUUUAGAGCCAGCGUAUACUCGAUAUGCGGAGGAGCUGGCUAGCUUGAUGGCACAGCAAAUCCGCUUACCGCCACGUCCCCAAAUUGUCAUUACUGGUAGCCAUACCGAAUCGUCGACCAACCACAAAGACAACAAGAAGCAAACCAACUCAGUUACGGACUUUGACUUUCGCCUCGACCUCGCGGAAACCCUAUUGACCGGGUGGGAAAUUGGAUCGAUAACAGCGACAAGGGAAAUUCUACCCCAAUCCACAUGGCAUAACGCGACAGUAUCAUUCGACUACGACGAGAGGAAAACAUACAGGGGAACACGGUUGAAGACUCUCACUUGGAAAGGGUCAAAGGCGAAUAAGAAUCUACCAUCUGCAGCGGGAGAUAUUCAGAGUCUGAAUCGAAAUAAUUCGUAUCGAGAUGAAGAGGAGGGUGUUCCUCCUGUCAAUAUAGACCAAGAGAGGCUGAUUCAAGGAGACAAAACGGGUCUGUUUGAGUGGUGCUCUAGAUAUUGUACUGAUACAUCACCAGUCAAAUCAUUCACCUUGACUCGCCAUGUUCACAACUUCAACGCAACUGCAAUGGUAGACUACCUGAAGUCUCAGAUCCGAGAGACAAAUUACAGAGGUCAAAUAUCUGCGCAUAUGGAAAUCGUGAAUAGUAAAGUUACUAUUUACUCCCCGCAUUGGAUCAACAAGCUGCGCAAUAACUCGUUUGUAUUUUGGACGUGCAUCAUUCUCCAGCUAUGGAUUAUCACAUGGCCAAUAAUUUGGCUACUGGAGAAGAAAUAUGCCGUGAUCUAUUCUUGCUGGUAUUCGUCACACUCUAUUGAUGAUGGUACUGGAGCUGUUGCGAGGAGAAUGUAUGCUCGUGGUCGUGAUGAGCACACUUUGGCUGAAUUCUGGGCGCCGGCUGUCAAACAAGCAGCAUGGGCAAGACGGAAAGACGACGAAAUCAUCCUACUAGAAGACGCAGAACGUUUGCAGGGCCUAACAACGGAGCAAAUACUACGUGCUCGUACAAACGACUCCGAAGCCGAAAUUGAACGAAGGCGACGGGUUGACCGUGGGGAUGGUACAUUUAUGGAUUCCGUGGUUGGAUUGGCUAGAGGAGUCAGUGAGGUUAGACAGGAUUGGAAUCUAACGAUGGGUUGGGGCGGUAAUACCUGAUCCAUUUUCGGUCCCUCAUUAUCUCAUUUGAAUGUUGUCUGUUACAGCACAGUGCUGUAGCUUUACGAUAACACUCUCACUACACUAGCACUAUAAAUUAUCAUUUCACCGAAAUUUCAUUUAACUAUAACUACUCGAUUUUCGACGAUCUCCUGUGCUUGGUCCUCUGCUAAACGGAGACUUCAGAUCAUUGUAUUACUCAAUACUUGUACUUCUCUUCCAAUUCCUGUGUGGUUAAUUGACGUAUCAGCCCAGUCCCAGAGACUCAUCGAAUGG